AUGCCUUAUGGCAUCAGUGACCGAGGAAUAUUAGUUAGAUCGACAGAAGAUAUGACUGUGUAUGGUCUCAACCAAGAAAAAUACACAACUGAUGCUUUCUUAGCUCUUCCUACAUACAUACAGGGUCUACAAUAUGUUGUACCCUCAUACAGUCAACUAUCAUCAUCAUCCCAAAGCCUGAUUGGUAUAGUAGGCAUUCACAACAAUACACAAGUCACAAUUACGUUGGCUUCCUCUGCUAGCGAUGGUACUACAUCCCAUAAUGCCGGUGCUAAUGUUACAUACACAAUAAAUUGGAUGGAAACAUUGCAACUUCGAGGAUAUGACCUGACGGGAAGCCGUGUUUAUUCAGACAAAACAGUUACAGUGUUUGGAGGACAUGAAUGCGCAAAUAUACCUGUAGGCAAUGGCUAUUGUGAUCAUCUAGUGGAGCAGGUCCCUCCAAUUACAACACUUGGUAAACAUUUUGCCACAAUACCAUUAGCAACACGAACAGCAGGAGAUAGAUUUCGUGCAAUAGCAUCAAAAGAUGGCACCGACGUUACAAUUAAUGGGCAGUUGCAGGCAUCCAAUUUGCAAGCAGGACAAUUCCAAGAAUUCACAAUUUCUUCUACCACUUUCCUGUCAAUUGAAGCCACUCAACCAAUACUACUAAUGCAGUACUCACAAGGCUCAACUGUUGACAAUACAAAUUCUGACCCAUUCAUGUUGAUGAUCCCUCCAGUUGAACAAUACAGAUCAAGAUAUAUCAUCAGUACACCACCAGAUCAGCCAGUACCAUUCAGUAACUACUUGGCGAUCAUUGUAACAGAUGACAAAAAGGAUGGACUGAGACUUGAUGAUCAACCAUUACCUUCUUCUGUCGUGUGGAACAAUAUUCCUGGUCAGACACUUGCAGGAGCUAAUGUACCAAUAUCGAUAGGAUCGCACACCAUCCAUCAUGUGGAUAAGAGCAACUUUGGACUGAGUAUCUAUGGUUUUGAAGACGACGAUUCAUAUGGAUAUCCUGGAGGACUGCAACUGAAGGCACAGUGUGUUGUACAAACGCCUGAUCAAAUUACAGGUUUUUAUCACAUCAUUAUCUUAUUGUUUUCUCAUAACUGA
Corticium candelabrum is the source of this 1104-nucleotide messenger RNA. Its product is annotated as IgGFc-binding protein-like. The transcript has a single exon. Bases 1 to 1104 code for a protein of 367 amino acids. The record is from RefSeq and is a predicted model, not a curated record. Lineage: Eukaryota; Metazoa; Porifera; Homoscleromorpha; Homosclerophorida; Plakinidae.